Molecule: messenger RNA, 2044 nt
Organism: Hevea brasiliensis (rubber tree)
Lineage: Eukaryota; Viridiplantae; Streptophyta; Magnoliopsida; Malpighiales; Euphorbiaceae
Product: nucleobase-ascorbate transporter 4-like
Exons: 14
Coding region: 1-1860 (619 amino acids)
Biological process (GO): transmembrane transport
Cellular component (GO): membrane
Molecular function (GO): transmembrane transporter activity
Source: RefSeq, a predicted model, not a curated record
AUGUUGGUCAGCAACUGCAGUUGUUGCCAACAUAUACCUCCUCUGGACUACUUCCCAACAUGUCCUCCUUCCCAUCCAUUCCAUUGUUGCCAGUGCGUCCCUAGCUGCCAUUUUUGCCAACAAAAUAAACUUGCAUUUGGUUACUGCGUCCCUUCCUGUUCCACUUGCCCAGUUCUGCCAACUGAACGUGGACCAAAAAUUGAAUCAGGCAGUGGCGGAACAACCGAAUCAGGCAGCAGCAGAACUGAGACAGGCAGCAGCGGAACAACCGAAUCAGGCAGCAGCAGAACUGGAAGAAGCGGAGGAGGACCCGCCGAACCACGUGGGACAGAAGACAUUAUCCAAUUUCCCAUUCCGGAAAAUCCUUCCUGGAGUAAUCCAAAACUUUAUGGUUGGGGAUUCCAGCACUUUGUAGUUAAUGUGGGGAGUACAGUGAUCGUUCCGUCUGUGAUGGUCAGUGUGGGCGGAGGUGGCAAUGUAGAGAAAGCGAGGGCGAUACAGGCGUCGCUGUUUGUAAUGGGAAUAAAUACACUUUUGCAGAUUUGUUUUGGUACUCGGCUUUCUGUGUCGAUGGAAACAUCCCAAGCUUACAUUAUCCCUAUAAUUUCCAUUGCUUUAUCAACUUACAGUAAUUUUAAUAACUCACUCGAUCCCCAUCAGAGGUUUGAACAAUUCAUGAGACGUGUACAAGGGGCAAGUCUCAUUUCGUCUAUCUUUCAAAUGGUGAUUGGUUUCUCUGGUUUGGCGAAAUAUUUUGCAAGACACCUUAGCCCUCUCGCUUCUGUUCCUCUAGUAACUCUCACGGGACUUGGGCUCUACGUUCGUGGAUUUCCAUUGGUGGCCAAGUGUGCUGAAAUUGGACUCCCAGCUUUGGCUAUUCUGGUUUUCUUAACUCAGUUUCUUCCCCGUAUAUGGAAAGCGAAAAAAGAGAUAGCUGGUCAAGUAGCAAUCAUACUUUCUGUUGCAAUUGUAUGGACCUAUGCAGAGAUUUUGACUGUGGCUGGUGCAUAUGAUAAUACAACUCAAGAAACACAAAUGAAUUGUCGUACUGAUAGUUCUGGGCUCAUUGGUGCUGCUCCUUGGAUAAAGAAUCCACAUCCAUUUCAAUGGGGAACUCCCAUUUUUGAAGCUGGCGAUGCCCUUUCAAUGAUGGCUGCUUCCCUUGUAGCUGUUAUUGAGUCUUCUGGUACAUUUUAUGCAUCAUCAAAAUUAAGCGGUGCUCCUCCUAUACCUCCCUAUGCCCUGACUCGUGGUAUUGGCAUUCAGGGAAUUGGAACUAUGAUAGAUGCAGUAUUUGGCGCAGGAAAUGGCUCCACUGCUUCAGUGGAAGAUGCAGGUCUUUUGGGAUUAACACAAGUAGGAAGUCGGAGGGUCGUUAUAGUAUCAGCAAUCUUUAUGGUUUUCCUUUCCGUUUUAGGAAAAGUUGGGGCUUUUUUCGCUUCAAUACCACUGCCAAUUGUGGGAGCCCUCCACACUGUCCUCUUCCCCUAUGUGGCUUCAGCUGGGCUUCAAUAUCUCGAGUUCUGUAACGUGAAUAGCUUCAGAUCAAAGCUCAUUCUAGGCUUUUCUCUCUUCAUGGGCCUCUCUGUGCCUCAAUACUUCAAGGAAUACGUUUUUCUUUCUGGUCAUGGACCUGUUAACACAGGAACCACCUGGUUCAAUGACAUAAUGCAAGUGAUUUUCUCAUCCCCGCCCACUGUUGCGCUUAUAGUUGCUUUCUUUUUGGAUCGGACUCAUACUCCUGGGGCCUGCUCGACCUGGAAAGACAGUGGCAGGUAUUUGAAGGACAAAUCAGAUGAGUCGGAAAAGACUAAAGAAAUCUAUGAUUUCAUUACUUCACUUGGUGAUAUGUGCUCUUAAUUCUAACACGCUGUGUCCACUAUACAUGAAACAAUGGUUACAAUUAUUCAUAUUUUCUCUUACCAAGGAGUCUAUCUUGUUGCUUUCUUUUUGACAAGUUGUGGCAAUUGACAUAUAAUACUUGUUCAAAUGUUGAUUUUUAGCUUUGGAUCAGCCCUAUAUAUUUGGUAUUUUACAUGAAUAA